This is a messenger RNA of Stegastes partitus (bicolor damselfish), 6246 nucleotides long. It is a transcript of the gene skia, whose product is annotated as v-ski avian sarcoma viral oncogene homolog a. Bases 471 to 2705 code for a protein of 744 amino acids. Gene Ontology annotation, cellular component: cytoplasm; nucleus; transcription regulator complex. Gene Ontology annotation, biological process: negative regulation of transcription by RNA polymerase II; negative regulation of BMP signaling pathway; negative regulation of transforming growth factor beta receptor signaling pathway. Gene Ontology annotation, molecular function: RNA polymerase II cis-regulatory region sequence-specific DNA binding; DNA-binding transcription factor activity, RNA polymerase II-specific; SMAD binding. The transcript is spliced from 7 exons. The record is from RefSeq and is a predicted model, not a curated record. NCBI's taxonomy places the organism in Eukaryota, Metazoa, Chordata, Actinopteri, Pomacentridae.
CAGAGUGAACUGCGGGGGCAGACGGAGCGCAGCGCUGCAGUCCUCGACAGCGGAAAGAGCCUCAAAUAAGGAUUCUGUGUGUUUUGUUUUUUUCUCCUCUCCUCCAUCGAGCCGUAUCGAUCCUCACCUCCCGCUCCUGCUUCAUUUUCGCCUACUUUGUUUUGGAAUUGGACAAACGGAACUUUUCGCUUCUCUCCACUUUGGGAAGCCGUCUUCUCCUCCAGAUAUGGACAGUCGGCGGCGACCUGCCACAGGGAGCGAGCGGCCGGUGUUCGCUCUGUAGUCACGGGAGGAGAGCUGUGAACUCGCGUCUGGCACUUUUUUUCUUUUCCUGGAUGUUUCAUGAAGCGCUUCGCAAUUUUGGUCAAUUCUGGGACGCCGCGGAUUUACCAGGUUCAGGAUCGGAUAGCUACUCGUGAUUCCCGGUCGACAGCAGGAAGGAUUUACGCUCCUAAAGUUGCAGGAAAAGCAUGGAGACUGUAAGUCGGCAGAGCUUCCAGCCUCAUCCGGGACUGCAACAAACUCUCAAGCAGUUUCACCUCAGCUCUAUGAGCUCUCUGGGCGGACCUGCGGCUUUCUCUGCCCGGUGGCAACAUGAGCUGCUCUUCAAGAAGGACGGUAAGGAGCCCGAGCCGGUUCUGCAGCAUCUGCCGCCCCCCGUGAUGCCGGGCCCGCUGUUCAUCCCGUCGGACCGCUCCACGGAGAGGUGCGAGACGGUGCUGGAAGGCGAGACCAUCUCGUGCUUCGUGGUCGGCGGGGAGAAGCGCCUGUGCCUGCCGCAGAUCCUCAACACGGUGCUGCGGGACUUCACCCUGCAGCAGAUCAACUCGGUGUGCGACGAGCUGCACAUCUACUGCUCCCGGUGCACGGCGGACCAGCUGGAGAUCCUCAAAGUCAUGGGGAUCCUGCCCUUCUCGGCGCCGUCCUGCGGCCUCAUCACCAAGACGGACGCCGAGCGGCUCUGCAACGCCCUGAUCUACGGAGGCGCCUACCCGCCGCGCUGCAAGAAGGAGCUGAGCGGAGGCUCGCUGGAGCUGCAGUUCACCGACAGGAGCUUCAAAGUCUACCACGAGUGCUUCGGCAAGUGCAAGGGUUUGUUCGUGCCGGAGCUGUACACCAGCCCGAACUCAGCGUGCAUCCAGUGCAUGGACUGCAGACUCAUGUACCCGACCCACAAGUUCGUGGUGCACAGUCACAAGGCGCAGGAGAACAGGACUUGCCACUGGGGCUUCGACUCGGCCAACUGGAGGGCGUACAUCCUCCUGGGCCAGGAUUACACAGGGAAAGAGGAGAAGGCUCGUCUGGAGCAGCUCCUGGACGAGAUCAAGGAGAAAUUUGACUUCGCCAACAAGUACAAGAGGAAAGCAUCAUCCAGGGCGUCCGAUCCCAUCCCGAUGAAAAAGUCCAAACAUGAAGACCUCCCGUCACAGUCCCCGCUGGCCGACAAAGAGAAGCAGCACGACUGGCUGCAGUCCUUGUCUGCCUCCAAUAAGGGGAUCAACUGCAUUCAGCCCCGGCAGAGGCCCUCAGCCUUCAGACCGUGGUCCCCCCACAUCUCUGCUGGUGAUAAGGAGCCGUCCAGCCACCCUCUGGCCCUGCUCAGAGACAGCUUCUACAACUACAAGAGCCUGGAGAACGCCGUGGCCCCCAACGUCGCCCUCACACCACUGCCUAUUGGGAAGGUGGGUCCUAUGUCCCCGUCGGUACCCAGCACCUCACACCCAAGUGGAGGUGAACCCCCAGGUGAGGGCGCCAACCCCAACUCCAGGCCUCGCAAGAGAAGAGCCACAGGAGAGCUCCCGCCGCCGGCGCCGGAGGUCCCCUGCUUUCCGUCCUCCACUGCCAGCAAGCCGCCACUGCCGCCGCCUCAGGACGACAAAGACUCCGAGGUGGAGAUCGAAGUCGAGAGUCGCGACGAAUUCACGUCGUCCCUGUCCUCCCUGUCCUCACCAUCUUUCACCUCGUCCAGCAGCUCAGCCAAAGACUUGAGCUCACCGGGAGUCCAAGGGCCCAUCUGCACUGUCACAGCGGCCGAAGGCGCCGCCCCCGGAACCGCCCCCGGAACCGUCCCCGGAACCGCCCCCGGAGCCGCCCCCGUCGUAGCCCCGGUGACUCCUCCAGAGCCGGGCCUGGAGUCGGAGCUGGAGAGCCUUCGGCAGGCGCUGGACAGCGGACUGGACUCCAAAGAGUCAAAGGAGAAGUUUCUUCACGAGAUUGUUAAGAUGAGAGUGAAGCAGGAAGAGAAGCUGGGAUCAGCUCUGCAGGCCAAGCGCAGCCUCCAGCAGGAGCUGGAGUUCUUGCGGGUGGCCAAGAAGGAGAAGCUGCGGGAGGCGACCGAGGCAAAGCGCAACCUGAGGAAGGAAAUCGAGCGUCUGCGAGCUGAGAGCGAGAAGAAGAUGAAGGAAGCCAACGAGUCACGGAUCCGUCUGAAGCGGGAGCUGGAGCAGGCCCGGCAGCUUCGGGUCUGCGAUAAAGGCUGCGAGGCCGGACGUCUCCGCGCAAAGUACUCGGCACAGAUCGAGGACCUCCAGAUGAAGCUUCAGCACGCUGAAGCCGACCGCGAGCAGCUCCGAGCCGACCUGCUGCAGGAGCGGGAGGCCAGGGAGCACCUGGAAAGGGUGGUGAAGGAGCUCCAGCAGCAACUCUGGCCCAAACCCACCAGCAACAAAGACGGGACGCCCAAGGACACGCCAGCUGACAACUAGCCCAGCAGUGGGUCCCACUGCCUGACCAUUCCCUCUCAUUGCCAUGAUCCACCCCAACAUCCUCUGCCCUUCCAAACUACAGAACACACCCAGGAGACCCGGGACGGACGUAUUGUGUCGCCGUCCCUCACACUCGCCCCCCAGAACACAAAAACAUGCAGCGACUCUUGCUCUCCAACCAGAGACAGAACCAGGAGCGUGGAGCUGUGCCCUGAUCCGCAACCAUCAACAGUCUAGUGAGCGACUCCCUCGGAGAAUGACCGGAAAUGGCAACAAGGAAACACGUGUUUCUAAAUCAAGCACUGACUCGCACCUUCCACACUCACAGAACUGAAAACUGGACCACAGCGAACAACAGAGAAGAGCUUAUUAGCACAGUGUGGCCGUGGACUGUGCUGAUCACUGCUACAGGAGGUCACAUUGGAUGGAGUCACACAGCUGUGGAGAGGUGGUGCAGCGGCUCCUCACAAGGCCUCCACGGCUUUCUCCUGCCACCAUGAAGACAGAGGAGUUUGAAGACAUUAUAAGCUAUUUAAGAGACUACAUAGCGACGUGUGAGGAGACAGAAGAGCCUGUUUCUCUGUUGGAGAUGGAAAAUAUGAAAGAAACAAAUAAAUCAGAAGAUGAACGUCCCACAGCGCCACCGUGGUUUUGUUGGUUUUUCAGGAAGUCGUCUCAGUCCACCGGGACGGGGAACGCCGCCCCUCACGUCUGAUACGAUCCUUCAGGUCCAUUCAGGCGCUUUGUUCCGUCUUUGGGUCGAACCAGGAUCGAAAAUAAAAACAUGCCGACUUCAAGAAGGCACCUUUUUUUUUUGUUUUUGUGAGCACUUGUUUUUGGUGAUCAGCAACAACAUCCAACAGCCUCACACACACACACACACACACACACACACACACACACACACACACACACACACACACACACACACUGGUGGCCAUAUGUUUGUCAAGCAUUUGGGUCAGAACCCUGAAGUCUUUAUCUUCUAAAGAUGAAAUGCUCCAGGUGUGGGCGGGCCUUGUUCUUCUCGUGCUGUAACGUGAUCAGAGCCGGCAUCAUCAUCAUCAUCAUCAUCAUCAUCAUCAUCAUCAUCAUCUAUGAAGUCACAGUGGACUGGACGGACCCUCUUGUCAAUAACCACAAAAUGUUCAUUUUAAUUAAAUUAAGGUGUGUAAAUAUAAGUAUAUGUUGUUUUUGUUUUCUGUUUUUUUUACUUUACAAUAAUGAAUCGCACUUUGUCAUAACGAGAUACUGUUAUACUGCAUUGUACUCGCACUAUUGUCGUCAGUCUUUCUUUGAAAACAUCAUCCUAUACGUGACUGCUAACAUAUAAAUCCAGUACGCAUUUCGUUGAUUAUAUGCAUCUCCGAUAAAUACUGUCGUUCUGUUUCCUACGGCGAAGCAUUGUAAAUAAACGGAGAGAGAAGCUGUGGCUUGCUGCUGCGGUCUGGUGUCGAGCAACGCAUUCGCCCGUCAUUGUAAUAUAAUUGACACUCGAGCGCCCGGUUCUAACUCAAAUCUGACAACACGAAUUGUUACAGGAGCACGAACAAAAAGUCCGGUUUCAUUGGGAAGGCGGAGGGCCGCGAGCCCGCCACCCCGCGGCGGGUACAAUGCAAUCAGAAUGUACAUUGUGUUAAUGCUAUUUUUCCUUUUUGGUUGUUGAUGUUGUUUUAAACGUGGAGAUAUUUUAUUGCUUGUCUGUUAUGUUCACUUUUUUUCAAUAGAAAACUCAUAUUUUCUUUAUGCAUGAAAUCUGAGAACGUUUGCCAUACAUAUAGUCAGUUAUUGGGCAUUGAUACUGUACAUGUAAGGGUUUUAUUGUGUUAUGCAAUAUAAAGCAAUUUGUCUUAUUUAGAAGAGGAACAUGUAAUUGAAAAAAAAAAAAGCAACAAGUCGUGUAUUGUUCUUAAGAAAAAUAGCUUCACACUUUCAAUAAAAAAAACACAAAAGACAACAAAAAAAAAAGAAGAAAAAAAAAAAUCAAUGCAAUGCUGGACAACCUCAAGUGCCUGGAGGUGGGCGACGGGUUUCCAGAGAAGGACGGCUGAUGAUGGAGCUGCUGGCUGGCGGCGGGGCGUCUUAUCAAUUUACUGUUUGCAGGUUUCAGAUUAACAGCCCCUCCUCGCUCUGCACUCCUUCUAUCAGUGUUCCUAAAUCCAACCAGUUUACAAACCUUUUCUUUUUUCAGUGCAGAGAACAAUUGAACAAAUGCUAAGACGCUUAAGGCUUUUUUUUGUUUUUGUUCUGAAUGAGUGCUUUUUUUUCCUCCUUCAUUUGAUAACGAUGAUAUGCAUGUUCAGACAGUUUUUAUAGAAGAUCUUUGAAAAGCCACUUGCUUCGGUGAAUUGUUACUUUGGGUUGUACAUAAAGACUUAACUGUUUAUUCCCAGUUUGCUGGCUCGUCCCCGAGGCGGACACGUCGAGGAUAAUAACGAGGGCGUCGGCCCGUUUCUUAUCCCGCAUUACCGACGUGGCGCGGAGAACAACACUGCAUCUGUGACUUUGGCAGAACUAAAAUUGGUACCUUUUGUAGUUGUUUUUACACUCAAGACGAGUCGAUAGCCGAUGUGUAGUUUACGUUACUCAUGGUUUUCUACAAAAAAAAAAAAAAAAAGGGAGACAACAAUGACAUUUGGCUCUUCGCUCCCACGCGACAAGAAAAAAGCUGUUUAACGACGUCUUGUUUUCUAAAGGAGAAUCAUUUUGCUAAAUAAUGGGCAGUAAAGCAGCAAUAACAGUCCAUAUGAAUAGACAAAUACUAGCCAGUGUGAAGAUUUGAAUAAGGAUUUACAAAUGUAAAUAUUUUUUCAUUUACGAUAUUGUAUAAUAUAUGUACAUGGUGUUUCCUUUUUCAAAAAGAACUCUUUUCUUACAAUAGCUGUCUUGUUUUGUUUUUGUUUUUAUUUUUUGAACUUGUGUUAUAACGGAGACGUUUCAGAACCAGUUAAUGCAGUGCGUAAGAGAAUAUCCCCACAUAAACAUGUUAAUCCACUUCUUUUUAUUUUCUUUUUUUUUACUGUAGAGUCUUUAUAUUGAAUGACUUUUUUCACCAGUUCAUAUAUAUUUUUAACAGUAUGUUCAGAACCAGAUAGCGGACCUGCAGUACGGCCCGCACACACACACACACACACACACACACACACACACACACACACACACACACACACACGCCACCUUGCAGAUUGUUUCUCCCUCAUCCUCAUGUAUCGUUUUAGCCCUGUGCUGCUGCUAAUACUAUAUACAAUUCUAGAAAUAUUUUUAUGUAAGAGGUAAGCUUUCCCAUUUAUUAAUGCCACAUAUACAGUAUGGAAAAAAAAAAGCUUGGCUUAUUCAUCUAUCUCCUUGUUUCCUUCAUCUUUUCACGCCUUUCUCCUCCUCCUCCUCCAGCGACACUGUUCCCUCUCUAACGACACGGACUAUAUUGUAAAGUAAAGGACUUUAUGAGAUUAUGUUUGAAAAUAGCUAUGCUUAUAUACUACAGUGACUGAAUGUACAGUGUAUAGAUGCAUUACCAGAAAUAAAGUUGUUUGUCCAGAUU